UUCUCUCUAAAUCCUCGCAACGAUCCUCGAAAUACCUCCUCUGUCCCUCUGUUCCCUCUGUUUUAGUAAACCUUUCAGCAAUGGCUCUCAAAGCUGUUCAUGUCUCCGACGUGCCCAACCUCGACCAAGUCCAGGAAAACUCUUCUCUUUCUCUCUACUCAACCCGUUUUUCCAAAGGGUUGGAGUUGAACAGGGCGACAUCGUUUAGGAUACCAAAGUUUUUGGUGAUAGGGCAUCGAGGGCAUGGCAUGAACAUGCUACAAAGCUCUGAUUCAAGAAUGAAAGCCAUUAAAGAAAACUCCAUUCUCUCCUUCAACUCUGCCGCUAAAUCUCCCAUUGACUUCAUUGAAUUUGACGUUCAGGUGACAAAAGAUGACUGCCCUGUCAUUUUCCACGACGACCUUAUCCUCUCUGAAGAAAAUGGCACUGUGUUUGAGAAGAGAGUCACGGAGUUAUGUUUAGCAGAAUUCCUUUGCUAUGGACCCCAGAGGGAAGCAGGGAAAGAGGGGAGAUGCUUGUUGAGGAAAACAAAAGAUGGGCAAAUUGUUAAGUGGGAUGUUGAAACAGAUGAUCCACUUUGUACCCUGGAAGAAGCUUUCCAGAGUGUUGAGCCUUCUUUGGGUUUCAAUAUUGAGUUGAAAUUUGAUGACAAUAUUGUUUAUCAGCAAGAUUAUCUCGUCCAUGUUCUCCAAGUCAUCUUGCAGGUGGUGUUUGAGUUUGCAAAAGAUAGGCCCAUAAUCUUCUCUAGUUUCCAGCCCGAUGCAGCUCAGCUUGUUAGGAAGUUGCAGAACAACUAUCCUGUUUUCUUCUUAACAAAUGGUGGGACUCAACUUUACUAUGAUGUGAGGAGAAAUUCCCUGGAGGAGGCCAUAAAGGUCUGCCUGGAAGGUGGUCUGCAAGGGAUUGUUUCAGAGAUCAAAGGAGUGUUUAGAAAUCCAGGAGCAGUGCCUAAGAUUAAAGAGUCUAAGCUCUCCCUCCUGACAUAUGGCCAACUGAACAAUGUACCAGAGGCUGUUUACAUGCAACAUUUAAUGGGAAUUGAUGGGGUGAUAGUAGACUUUGUUCAAGAGAUCUCACAGGCUUUGAGCGACAUGAUCAAGCCUGCCAAGGCAGUUCCCGCAGAGGAUGGGAAUGGGGAGACUGAGGCAAAAUCACAGCUUCAGUUCUCACAGCAGGAGCUCUCAUUUCUCUUAAAGCUAAUCCCAGAGUUGAUACAGCACUAAUUCUUGCCCCCUAACGCCUAUAGUUUACCAAUUUUAACCCUUUUGGGGCUGUAACCCAGUUACACGUUUGUAGAUAACUCGGUAUUUUUAAUGUGGAAAAUCUUUCAGACUCUCAUUUUCA
Messenger RNA from Theobroma umbraticum, 1344 nucleotides. Its product is annotated as glycerophosphodiester phosphodiesterase GDPD1, chloroplastic-like. NCBI's taxonomy places the organism in Eukaryota, Viridiplantae, Streptophyta, Magnoliopsida, Malvales, Malvaceae. Gene Ontology annotation, molecular function: phosphoric diester hydrolase activity. The record is from RefSeq and is a predicted model, not a curated record. Gene Ontology annotation, biological process: glycerophospholipid catabolic process.